Messenger RNA from Zingiber officinale, 1244 nucleotides. Its product is annotated as ABC transporter I family member 19-like. The record is from RefSeq and is a predicted model, not a curated record. Gene Ontology annotation, molecular function: ATP binding; ATP hydrolysis activity. Bases 63 to 926 code for a protein of 287 amino acids. The transcript has 6 exons. Lineage: Eukaryota; Viridiplantae; Streptophyta; Magnoliopsida; Zingiberales; Zingiberaceae.
CAAUCAAAUCCGAUCCAAUUAAUUAAGCGAAGACCGGUGAAGUCUUCUGGCGGACAAAGGAGAUGAUCGGCGGCGGCAUCGAGGUGUCAGGCCUCCACUUUGCCUACGAAGGCCGAUCGCCGCUUUUCGCUAGGUUUAACCUGAACGUCUCUCCCGGUUCCCGAUGCCUCCUCAUCGGCGCUAAUGGAUCUGGAAAAACUACCCUUUUGAAGAUUUUAGCAGGGAAGCAUAUGGUUGGGGGAAGGGAUGUGGUGCGAGUUCUUAAUGCCUCGGCUUUCCAUGACACGCAACUUGUUUGUAGUGGUGAUCUUUCUUAUCUUGGUGGAUCUUGGAGCAAAACUGUUGGAUCAGCUGGAGAGAUUCCACUCCAGGGCGACUUUUCUGCUGAACACAUGAUUUUUGGAGUUGAAGGUGUCGAUCCUGUUAGGAGAGAGAAAUUGAUUGAUCUUCUUGACAUUGAUCUUCAGUGGAGAAUGCAUAAAGUUUCCGAUGGACAACGCCGCCGUGUCCAAAUAUGCAUGGGCCUUCUCUACCCAUACAAGGUUCUUCUACUCGAUGAGGUGACAGUAGAUCUCGAUGUUGUGACAAGAAUGGAUCUUCUUGAUUUCUUCAAGGAAGAAUGCGAACUGAGAGGAGUCAUCAUUGUCUAUGCAACUCAUAUAUUUGAUGGACUGGAGUCAUGGGCAACGCAUUUGGCCUACAUCCAAGAUGGUGAGUUGCUGAGGUCAGGAAAGAUGUCCGACAUAGUUGAAUUGAAAAAUGCUGAUAACUUGCUGUCGGUCGUCGAGUCAUGGCUUCGAUCGGAAGUGAAGCUACCGAAAAAGGAAUCCACAGCCCCUAUUAACUCUACAACACCAGCAAGCAGGCCCAGUCCUUUUGAUUCUUCUCCUUUUAGAUCAUCCCGUCAUAUGGCAUACUAUCGCUGAUUCAUUAUGGCCUUUAAAAAUCACUGUUCUCCUGAACUAGUGGUAAGAUCAUGGAUUAUGUCCAAAUCCUAUUCUUGGCUAAUACGAAAUAAAGAGUCAGUUCUUCUUUCUAAGGUUCAUAAUGGUUCUCUCAUGUAGUAGGUAAGUAUCUUGAAGCCAGAUCAUGUUGCUUCAGUUUGUGCCACCAGAAAAGCAAGCAAAACCUUAUCGUAUUUGAGUUGUCAAAAUUUUAUUAUGUAAAAAAUUGGAUGUUGUGAACAUAAGAUAGUUACUUUUAUUUUCCAAAAAGGGCAUUCUUUGGCCUAGCACUUUCAAAUU